Molecule: messenger RNA, 10934 nt
Organism: Pseudophryne corroboree (corroboree frog)
Lineage: Eukaryota; Metazoa; Chordata; Amphibia; Anura; Myobatrachidae
Gene: FRY
Product: FRY microtubule binding protein
Exons: 63
Coding region: 492-9710 (3072 amino acids)
Biological process (GO): cell morphogenesis; neuron projection development
Cellular component (GO): cell cortex; site of polarized growth
Source: RefSeq, a predicted model, not a curated record
CAUGAUGCAGUGCUGCUGCUGCUAGAGGGGACUGGAGGAAGGACUGGAGCCGGCCGGGCGGCAGAGCCCCCACUCAGCUCUCCACCCGCCGAGGCUGCGCUAUCUGGAGUAGGUGCACCUCCAUAUGAGAGAUCUGACGGAGCCCGCAGCAAUGUGCACGCAGACAGCGCUGCUUCCCGCACACAUCCAUGGAACAAAAGGUGACCUGGAGGAUGACAAGCGCUCAGUCAUGGUGGAUGCAGCCACUGGGAGCCUGCUCUGAAGGAGAAGAACCCAUACUGUAGCUCAGGGUGAAGGAGGAGCAGAGGACAAGCAUCUCAUGUCUGUCUAAUGAGAACUACCUACCGCUGGCAGGAAGGGGACAAGCAGAUCUGCAGACUUCAUUCCUCUGCUGACCUCUAGUUUGCACUGCAAGCCAGUGUCAGGCAUCUCCCUGCACAUUACACUGUACCUGCUGCAGCCUGGCCACAGCCUCCUCACCUGCAGAAGACAUGGCCAGCCAGCAGGACUCCGGCUUCUUUGAAAUCAGCAUCAAAAAUUUGCUGAAAUCCUGGAGCAAUCCUUCCCCAGUCGGUAACGGAUAUAUCAAGCCACAAGUACAGCCAGUAUCCAGCGCACAGAGAGACAAGGGACUACCGACCAUGUUGCCCAUCAACAUUGACCCAGAGAGUAAACCUGGGGAAUAUAUUCUCAAGAGCUUAUUCGCAAAUUUUACUACACAAGCAGAACGCAAGAUUCGUAUCAUAAUGGCGGAACCCUUGGAAAAAUCAUUAACAAAAUCACUGCAAAGAGGGGAGGACCCCCAGUUUGAUCAAGUAAUAAGCUCAAUGAGCUCUUUGUCAGACUAUUGCUUGCCUUCCAUAUUACGCACAUUGUUCGACUGGUAUAAACGUCAGAAUGGAUUUGAAGAUGAGUCGCAUGAGUACAGGCCAAGAACAAACACAAAAUCUAAAGGCGAUGAACAACAAAAAGAUUAUUUGAUGGAAAGGAGGGAUCUGGCGAUUGAUUUUAUUUUUUCAUUAGUUCUUAUAGAAGUUUUAAAACAGAUUCCACUACAUCCAGUAAUAGACAGUUUGGUUCAUGAUGUAAUAACCUUGGCUUUCAAGCACUUUAAAUACAAAGAAGGGUAUCUGGGUCCAAACACUGGUAAUAUGCAUAUAGUGGCUGAUCUGUACGCUGAAGUAAUAGGUGUAUUAGCACAGUCAAAGUUUCCUUCCGUGAAGAAGAAAUUUAUGGCCGAAUUGAAAGAGCUAAGGCACAAAGAGCAGAGCCCAUAUAUCGUUCAGAGCGUCAUCAGUCUUAUAAUGGGAAUGAAAUUCUUCCGCAUUAAGAUGUAUCCCGUGGAAGACUUUGAAGCCUCCCUACAGUUCAUGCAGGAAUGUGCGCAUUAUUUCCUAGAAGUAAAAGACAAGGAUAUAAAGCAUGCUCUGGCCGGCCUGUUUGUGGAAAUCCUCGUACCUGUUGCUGCUGCUGUAAACAAUGAAGUAAAUGUUCCUUGUCUUAGAAACUUUGUGGAGAGUCUUUAUGACACAACUCUGGAGCUGUCUUCUAGGAAGAAACACUCACUGGCGUUGUACCCUUUGGUGACAUGUCUUCUUUGUGUCAGUCAGAAACAAUUCUUUCUAAACCGAUGGCAGAUUUUCCUCAGCAACUGUCUGUCUAACCUUAAGAAUAAAGAUCCCAAAAUGGCCCGAGUAGCACUGGAGUCCUUGUAUAGACUACUAUGGGUAUAUAUGAUUCGAUUAAAAUGUGAAAGCAACACAGCAACUCAUAGCCGCCUUACAACCAUCAUUGGGACACUAUUCCCUAAGGGUUCCCGGGGGGUGGUACCUCGCGACAUGCCCCUCAAUAUAUUUGUCAAAAUCAUCCAGUUCAUUGCACAGCAACGUCUGGACUUCGCAAUGAAAGAGAUCAUCUUUGACUUUUUAUGUGUUGGAAAAGCGGCAAAAGCCUUUAGCCUCAACCCAGAGAGAAUGAAUAUAGGCUUAAGAGCCUUCCUGGUGAUUGCGGACAGCUUGCAGCAGAAGGACGGAGAGCCCCCCAUGCCUGUAACUGGAGCCAUUCACCCGUCUGGUAACACCCUGCGUGUGAAGAAAACCUACCUUAGUAAAACCCUCACAGAAGAGGAGGCUAAAAUGAUAGGCAUGUCUCUGUAUUACGCUCAAGUACGGAAAGCCGUAGACAACAUCUUACGGCACCUUGACAAAGAAGUGGGGCGGUGCAUGAUGAUGACCAAUGUACAGAUGCUGAACAAGGAACCUGAAGACAUGAUCACUGGAGAGCGGAAGCCAAAGAUUGACCUCUUCAGAACGUGCGUCGCAGCUAUUCCUCGCCUGCUUCCGGAUGGGAUGUCAAAGCUGGAGUUAAUUGACUUACUCUCAAGACUGUCUAUCCACAUGGAUGAUGAACUACGGCACAUUGCACAGAACUCUCUCCAAGGACUGCUUGUUGACUUUGUGGAUUGGAGGGAAGAUGUAUUAUUUGGUUUUAUUAAUUUUCUUUUGCGGGAAGUAAAUGAUACGCACCAGACGCUGCUUGACACGUCACUGAAGUUGCUGCUGCAGUUGCUCACCCAGUGGAAGCUUGUAAUACAGACACCUGGGAAAUCACAUGAGCAGGCGAAAAUCAGAACAUCGGAGCUAAUCCCCAAUGGCUCCAGCCACAGGAUCCAGUCUGAGCGGGGUCCCUAUGCCAAUGUGCUGCACGCUGUGGAAGGAUUUGCACUCUUGUUACUGUGUAGUUUCCAGCUGGCGACUCGUAAAGUAGCCGUCUUAAUUCUGAAAGAAGUCCGAGCAUUAUUCAUUGCACUGGGACAAGCAGAGGAAGAUGACAAGCCUAUGAUUGAUGUUCUGGAUCAGCUAAGUCCUUCAAUACUUGAAAGCUUUCUCCAUGUUGCAAUGUCUGACUCUGCUGCCCUGCCAUUUACUCACAACGUAGACCUGCAGUGGUUGGUUGAGUGGAAUGCUGUCCUGGUCAAUAGCCAUUACGAUGUAAAAAGUCCUUCUCACGUCUGGAUAUUUGCACAGUCAGUCAAGGACCCGUGGGUUCUUUGUCUCUUCACGUUUCUUAGACAGGAGAACCUACCAAAACAUUGUCCUACAGCCCUCAGCUACUCUUGGCCAUACGCUUUUACCAGGCUGCAGCUUCUCAUGCCAUUAGUGGACCCUAAUAGUCCUAUUAAUGCAAAGAAAACGAGUACAGCCGGCAGCGGGGACAACUAUGUUACGCUGUGGAGGAACUAUCUUAUUCUCUGCUUUGGAGUGGCAAGACCCAGUAUUAUGAGCCCUGGUCACUUACGAGCAUCAACUCCAGAGAUCAUGGCAACCACUCCCGAUGGCUCCAUCAGCUAUGAUAACAAGGUAAUAGGAACCCCUUCAGUUGGUGUUCUGCUGAAGCAGCUGGUUCCUCUGAUGAGGCUGGAGACUAUAGAAAUCACAGAAUCUCUGGUGCUGGGCUUUGGUAGAACCAAUGCUUUGGUGUUCAGGGAAUUAGUGGAAGAACUUCAUCCACUAAUGAAAGAAGCUUUGGAACGAAGACCAGAGAACAAGAAGCGUAGGGAGCGCAGAGACCUACUGAGGUUGCAGCUGUUGCGGAUAUUUGAGUUACUGGCAGAUGCCGGCGUUAUAAGUGACAACACAAACGGCGCCUUAGAGCGAGACACCUUGGCUCUUGGGGCUCUGUUUUUGGAGUAUGUGGACCUCACACGGAUGCUUCUUGAGGCUGAAAAUGACAAGGAAGUUGAAAUUCUCAAAGACAUCAGAGCGCAUUUCAGUGCCAUGAUUGCCAAUCUGAUCCAGUGUGUGCCAGUUCACCACCGGAGGUUCCUGUUCCCACAGCAGAGUUUGCGGCACCAUCUCUUCAUCUUGUUCAGCCAGUGGGCUGGGCCCUUCAGCAUAAUGUUCACCCCCUUGGACCGCUACAGUGAUCGGAACCAUCAGAUCACAAGAUAUCAGUACAGCGCGUUAAAGGCCAUGUCUGCUGUCCUUUGCUGUGGACCUGUUUUUGACAACGUGGGUCUAUCUCCGGAUGGCUAUCUUUAUAAAUGGCUGGACAAUAUCUUGGCUUGUCAGGACAUGAGGGUCCACCAUCUUGGAUGUGAAGUGGUCGUGUUGCUGCUGGAGCUUAAUCCUGACCAAAUUAAUCUCUUUAAUUGGGCCAUUGACCGCUGCUACACUGGGUCAUACCAGCUUGCAUCUGGGUGUUUCAAGGCUAUUGCGACUGUUUGCGGAAACAGGAACUAUCCAUUUGACAUUGUGACUCUGCUGAACCUGGUGCUAUUCAAAGCAUCUGACACUAAUCGGGAGAUUUAUGAGAUCUCGGUGCAGCUAAUGCAGGUUCUUGAGGGAAAACUUUUUGUAUAUUCCAAGAAAGUAGCAGAGCAAAAACCUGGAAGUAUUCUGUAUGGGACGCACGGAGUGCUGCCACCCUUGUACAGCGUCUCAUUAAUCCGCCUGUCUAACGAGCUGGCACGGAUGUAUCCCGAGCUGACGCUCCCGCUGUUCUCAGAAGUGAGUCAGAGGUUUUCAACUACUCAUCCUAAUGGGCGACAGAUCAUGCUCACCUACCUGCUGCCAUGGUUGCAUAACAUUGAGCUGGUGGACAGUAGGCUUCUCCUCCCAGACUCCAGCCCCAGUACCCCAGAAGAAGACGUCAGUGAGAGAGAUGGGGAAGCAACAAACACCUGUGGACUCAAAGGGAAUGGAUGGGGAUGCCCUGAGGCCACCUCCCUAGUCCUUAAUAACCUCAUGUACAUGACAGCAAAGUAUGGGGACGAGGUGCCGGGCCAGGAGGUGGAGAAUGCCUGGAAUGCUUUGGCCAAUAAUGAGAAGUGGAGCAACAACCUUCGCAUAACAUUGCAGUUCCUAAUUAGCCUGUGUGGGGUCAGCAGUGAUACCACUCUGUUGCCUUAUAUCAAAAAAGUGGCAAUCUACUUGUGCAGAAAUAACACAAUCCAGACCAUGGAAGAGCUUCUCUUUGAGCUUCAGCAGACUGAUCCUGUGAACCCCAUAGUCCAACAUUGUGAUAACCCUCCCUUCUAUCGCUUCACCGCCAGCAACAAGGCCUCCGCCGCUCCCUCCGGAACCACCUCAAGCAGCAAUACCGUCGUCGCUGGUCAGGAUGGCUUCCCUGAUCUGGAAGACAGCAGAUUAGCUAAGGACACAGAUGAGCGGUUUGGGAAUGUGAUCAGAGCUCAUACAAGACUGGAAUCCAGAUACAGUAACAGCUCCGGGGGAUCCUAUGAUGAUGAUAAAAACGAUCCGGUGUCUCCAUAUAUCAGCUGGAUGUUAAAUAUAGUGGAGAGUAAUCAGCCGCAGCCUCUGCCAAUGCCCUGCAAUGGGGGAUGCUGGGCACCCCUAGUAGACUAUCUACCUGAGACCAUUACCCCACGUGGACCCCUUCACAGGUGUAACAUUGCUGUGAUAUUCAUGACUGAGAUGGUGGUGGAUCACAGUGUGAGAGAAGACUGGGCCCUGCACCUGCCUCUGCUGCUCCAUGCUCUCUUCUUAGGUCUGGACCAUUAUCGGCCGGAGGUGUUUGAGCACAGCAGAAGACUUCUCCUCCACCUCCUAAUCGCUCUGUCCUGUAACAGCAACUUCUCUUCCAUCGCUUCUGUUCUCCUACAUGCACGAGAAGUGAAUGAAGCCAAAACACUGACUGUGCAGUCAGCCUGCCCAUCAGAAUACCCCUAUGCAGGAGGCUUUGACUUUCUGUGGGAGCACCAGUCAUCUCCAGUGCCAGACUCCGGCCUGAGCUCCAGCUCCACCUCCUCCAGUAUCAGUCUGGGAGGAAGUAGCGGGAACAUCCCACAGAUCAGCCAGGAGAUUGAGGAUGUUGAAACGUCAGCUGAGACGGAUGAAAAAGCCAACAAGCUCAUUGAAUUUCUGACCACCAGAGCCUUUGGUCCACUUUGGUGUCAUGAAGAUAUCACACCUAAAAACCAGAAUUCCAGGAGUGCGGAUCAGCUCACCAACUUCAUGCGGCACGUGGUGUCAGUGUUUAAAGAUUCUAAGUCGGGGUUCCACCUGGAGCAGCACCUCAGCGAGGUGGCUCUGCAGACCGCCCUUGCCAGCUCUUCCAGACAUUAUGCUGGCCGCUCCUUCCAGAUCCUCAGAGCUCUGAAGCAGCCUCUCUCCGCCCAUGCCUUGUCUGACCUUCUCUCUAGGCUGGUGGAGGUUAUAGGAGAAUAUGGAGAUGAAAUUCAGGGUUAUGUUAUGGAAGUUCUUCUUACGCUGGAAUCUGCAGUGGAUAAUUUAUCUGACUGCUUAAAGAACAGUGAUCUGCUGGCCGUCCUGUCCCGCUCAUCAUCUCCUGAUUUGUCCUCCAAUACAAAGUUAACAGCAAACAGAAAAAGCACUGGGCAGCUGAACAUUAAUUCUGGAGUGAUUGGGGUAAAUACUGCCACUGCCGAACGGAGCCGACACCAGAGGAGUUUCUCCGUUCCCAAAAAGUUUGGUGUGGCGGACAAUUCCUCAGAUCCACCACGCAGUGCCACCCUGGACAGGAUUCAAGCUUGCACUCAACAGGGAUUCUCACCAAAAACCAGGAGUUCAUCUUCACUGAAGGACAACAUCACAGAUCCUUCUCACAUAAAUAAUCCAACCAACCUGCUGGCCACUAUAUUCUGGGUUGCUGUAGCCCUAAUGGAAUCGGACUUUGAAUUUGAAUAUCUGAUGGCGCUGAGACUGCUGAACAAACUUUUGACUCAUUUGCCGCUGGACAAGUCUGAAAACAGAGAGAAGCUGGAGAAGCUGCAAGGGCAGCUGAAAUGGGCAGAUUUCUCCGGACUGCAGCAACUUCUCCUUAAAGGGUUCACCUCUCUCACAACAACGGAUUUGACACUUCACCUCUUCAGUGCACUUACUCCUGUGUCUCGUGUUUCCGUGGUGGACUCAUCACAUGUCAUAGGAUUUCCUUUGAAUAUCCUGUGUUUGCUGCCUCACCUAAUCCAGCAUUUUGACAGUCCAAACCAUUUCUGUAAGGACGUAGCAGAGAGGAUUGCACAGGUCUGCCUGGAAGAAAAGAACCCUAAGCUGUCCAACCUGGCUCAUGUCAUGACCCUGUAUAAAACGCACAGCUACACCAGAGACUGUUCCACGUGGGUGAAUGUGGUGUGCAGAUACCUGCAUGAAGCCUUUGCUGACAUUACCCUCAAUAUGGUGACUUACCUAGCAGAGUUAUUAGAGAAAGGCCUUCCCAGUAUGCAACAGUCUCUUCUGCAGAUUAUUUACAGUCUUCUCAGCCAUAUGGACAUGUCAGGCAUUCCAGGAAAGCAGUUCAACAUAGAAGUGCUGAAGACAAUUGAAAAAUAUGUCCAGAGUGUCCACUGGAAAGAAGCUCUCAACAUUUUAAAGUUGGUUGUGUCGCGAUCGGCCAGCUUGGUAUUACCGGCUUACCAACACGGGGAUUUGACAAAACUUGAAAUUAGUCGACUGUGGACGAGUUCCUCUAAGGAGCUUCCUGGGAAGACGCUCGACUUCCACUUUGAUGUCUCUCAGACCCCAAUAAUUGGCAGAAGGUUUGAUGAACUUCAGAGCUCUACAGGGCGAGAUGGUAAAUCUAGGGUCAUGCCGGUGACUCGGAGCACGUCUUCCACUUCCUCUGGAUCUAAUUCCAAUGCUUUAGUUCCUGUUAGCUGGAAACGGCCCCAGACUUCUCAGAAGAAAACUCGGGAGAAGCUUGUGAAUGUUCUCACUCUCUGCGGCCAAGAAGUGGGUCUAAGCAAAAACCCUUCUGUUAUUUUUUCCUCAUGCGGUGACUUGGAUUUAAUCGAGCACCAGACCAGUUUGGUGUCCUCAGAAGAUACAGUGAGAGAGCAAGAGAUCAUGGAUGAUACGAACAGUGAGCAACAGUUCCGAGUCUUCAGGGACUUCGAUUUCCUGGAUGUGGAGCUAGAAGAUGGGGAGGGAGAAAGUAUGGAUAAUUUCAACUGGGGAGUUCGCAGGCGUUCCCUUGACAGCCUAGAUAAGUGCGAUAUGCAGCUCCUGGAGGAAAGCCAGCUCUCGGGGAGCACACACAGUCUGAACAAAAUGAACCAUGAUGAUUCGGAUGAAUCCUCGGAAGAAGAAGAUCUCACCACCAGCCAAAUCCUGGAGCACUCUGAUUUAAUCAUAAGCCUCUCUCCUUCUGAAGAGACAAAUCACAUGGAGUCCCCUUCCACAUCAUGUGACACAACCUCUGCUGACCCCCAUUCCCUUAACACAAGAACCUCUAGUUUUGAUGCGUCUUUGCCUGAAAUCACUAAUCCACUCUUAUCUGAGGAUUCUAAGGCGGAUGUUGUUCUCGAUGAAGAUGAUGCAACUGUACAAGAAGACGAUUUGUCGGGGUCAAUGAGCGAGAUGCCAGUAGUGAUUGAAUGUAACGAUAGCUUUAGCCUGGAGAUGGCAGAGGAGGAGAAAGAUGAGCGGAUGAUGGAACAGUAUGCACUAACCCACUUUGGAAAUGGAGACCGGAUAACACCACCUCCUCCGUCACCUUUCUUCUCGGCCAUCUUGGCUGCCUUUCAGCCGACCGCGUGUGAUGACGCAGAGGAAGCAUGGCGAAGUCACAUCAAUCAGCUCAUGUCAGAUUCUGAUGGGUCCUGUGCAGUGUACACAUUUCACGUGUUCUCUUCCUUGUUUAAGAGCAUACAGAAGAGAUUCUGUUUCCUGACGUGCGAUGCCGCCUGUUACCUUGGAGACCGCCUUCGCGGUAUUGGGUCCAAAUUUGUGAGCACGUCACAGCUACUCACACUGUGCUCCGAAUGCCCCACUCUCUUUGUGGAUGCAGAAACGCUAUUAUCCUGCGGGCUUCUUGAGAAGUUGAAGUUCAGCGUUUUAGAGCUGCAGGAAUACUUGGACACUUACAACAACCGGAAGGAAGCAACAGUAUCGUGGCUAAAAAACUGUAAAUCGACAUUUACCGGAGGCUCAAAAGAUGGAGUCAUCACCUGCCAACCUGGAGACUCGGAAGAGAAAGGAUUUGUUAGAAAAUUACUGAAGUCGCAGGCAUCCAAUGGGGGUAUAGAGGGGGAGGAGCUUGAGUUUUUGGAGGUAAAUUUGAAAAUGCCCAAGCUCUUGUCACCGCACUCCAUACCACAGAGUUCCAGUAUCCCCCAUUGGACUCAGAGAAAAGGAUUUAUUCAAUUGGAAUCUCUUGCACAAUUGGAACUCUGUCAAAGGUUGUAUAAGCUUCACUUCCAGCUGCUGCUGCUUUUUCAGUCUUAUUGUAAGCUAAUUGGACAAGUCCAUGAAGUCAGUUCCAUGCCAGAGUUGCUUAACAUGUCAAGAGAACUAAAUGAGCUGAAGAAGAACUUGAAGGAUGCAAGUUUGUACAUUGCUGCAGAGUCUCUUAGUGCGGAUUCAGCAUCAUAUGAGCCAACUUUCAGUUCUACGGAGUUCGCCAUUCAGUUUAUGCUGGAGUGCUUGAAGAACAACGAGCUGGGGAAGGCAAUACGACAAAUACGCCAAUGCAGAAAACUAUGGCCCAAUGACAUAUUUGGGAGCAGCGCAGAUGAUGAAGUGCAAACACUACUGAACAUUUAUUUCCGACACCAAACUCUUGGACAGAGUGGCACCUAUGCUCUGGUAGGCUCCAAUCAGAACCUCACUGACAUCUGCACCAAACUUAUGGACCUCAACAUGGAGAUUCGAGACAUGAUUCGCCGUGCUCAGAACUACCGUGUUGUCUCUACUUACCUCCCCGACUCCAAUGUAUCCGGCACUAAUCUCUGACAAGAUGUCUCUGUCUGUGUCCUUUACCCCGCUGGAACAGCUAGCUUAACAGACUGAGAUCGCGAAGCGUAUACUCCAUGUUCGGAAGACUCAGUCACACACUGUUAUCAUUCCUGCUAACCUUGGACCCUUCCUUUAAGCAAAGCAAGCAGGUGGACGCAUCUGUAGCAAUAGUGUAAGAGACUAAGUCCUCGCCUUUGUUCUGUUGCUGAAAACAGCUGUUGUUUCACAGAACUGUUUUUCUGACUACUUAAGUGACUUCCAUCGUGUACCAAAGCCUACUAUUCUGAAUCAUACUUCCUUUGUAGAAACCUUAAUCUUAGGAUGGCAAAAGUGCAAUGUUUCCUUCACAAAAGAGUAUAUAUAAAUAUAUAUAAAUAUAGUAUAUUUUUUGUUGCUAUUAAUAUACUUUUAAAAUACUUUUUAAUUUCUGUCGAUAAACAGUCAACAGGCGGAAUGAGGCUGGCCGCAGAUACCGGUAUGACUGGUCAAUAGCAGAGAGCCUGUAUAUGUGUGUAUAUAUAUAUAUAUAUAUAUAUAUAUAUAUAUAUAUAUAUAGGCUGAUUGUAAAGAAGCUGUAAUUAUCCUGUACACUGUAAUUAUGAGGAUUACUGUAUUUCACGCUGCUAUGACUGACAUUUCCUAGAGACGCAAGGCUUCUGUGGCCUUGGUACGUGAUCAUAGCUGGGAACUGUACCAUAAUGCCCUGAUUGCUUUAGGUCAUUUUCUAUGGAAUCUGGCUGCUUUUUAUGAAUAGUUGCUUUCUCGGACUCUUUAUACUAUGGAAAAGAAAGCUGAUAUGACUUAACUGCCAUGCUGAAAGUGGAAGUUUAAAGAAUGACUACAUCUUUUUCAUGUGUCACGCAUGCAUAUAUUUUGUUUUUAUUUAAUGUAUAUUGGGACAGCGAUAAGUCUGAAUUAUUUAAGUGGAGCAGCCUUAUGAUUUAUUAUAUGCAUAGUCUAUAAACAUGUCUGGGUAUGUAUGUGUGUGUAUAUAAUAUACACAAACACACAAGUACUUAUUUCCCUCACACUUGUUGCUGUUCUCGAGUGAGAGUUGAAUGGCAUGACGUUCCUUUGUACAUCUGAGGCAUUUACAUUAACGCAUUAUCUAUGUAACUUAUUCACUUUGUACAUAAUACUUACAGUUUUGUGAUGUAAUGAAGACUAUUUUUGUUGAGUAUCUUCACUGAAAUGACGUGAUAAAUUUGUUCUGUCACUACA